AUGGUGGAAUCUCGGCGAGUGUUUGAUGGGUUUCCAGACAAGGACGCAGUGUCUUGGAGUGCACUGAUCGCGGGAUACAGCCGUCAAGGGGACAGUGACGCGGUGUUUGAUCUGUUCGAGAGAAUGCAAGAGUUCGCCAAGCCGGACGCUGUGACAUUCUCUUCAGUUCUAUCGGUCUGCUGCCACGCUGGUUUGGUCGACAAGGGGAUGGAAUACUUUCACGCGAUGUGCUCGGACUAUGGACUUAGUCCGAGUGUGGAGCACGUAAUCUCCAUGGUUGAUCUACUUGGACGUGCUAAUCGGCUGGAGGAUGCGCUUGCGAUGGUGCAAAGCCUGCCCGUGGAAGAGGUGUGCUCCAGGAUAUGGAUGGCUUUGCUUGGGGCUUGUUUCAAGUGGAAAAAUGCAGUGAUUGGAGAGGUAGCCUUUGAUGCUCUGCCAAAGGUUGACGAUCAAGGUGGUACAGCUUAUGCUCUCAUGCUGGAUCUUUGUGCUGUCACUUCAAGACAUGAAGUGUGGACAGAGUUGGAUCUGAUGCUCCACUGA
Molecule: messenger RNA, 543 nt
Organism: Selaginella moellendorffii
Lineage: Eukaryota; Viridiplantae; Streptophyta; Lycopodiopsida; Selaginellales; Selaginellaceae
Product: pentatricopeptide repeat-containing protein At2g34400-like
Exons: 2
Coding region: 1-543 (180 amino acids)
Biological process (GO): RNA modification
Molecular function (GO): protein binding; RNA binding
Source: RefSeq, a predicted model, not a curated record